AUGAACCGCCUAGAGGAAGAAUCGAACACAAACAAAUACCUUGUGAAUGAACGACUGCCACAGGAAAAAGAGCAGCUGAAGAGAAUGACGAACGAACUGCAGAGAAUCGCACUUGAGCCUGCCAUGGGACAGUCGGAUCUCGAUGAGAUACAGCAACAAAUCCGCACUGUCAACCUUGAGAUCAACAAACUGAUUGAGGCGAAGAUGAAGACGAUGGACGAUGGAGAGGGCAAGGCCAGGGGUGGCGAACUUUAUAGGCAGCAAGCGGCGAUAGUUCGGAAUAAGAAGGCCUCAACUGCCGAAACUUUGAACGCAGUAAGGAGUGAGAUGAUGAAACUCGAGCAAGAGUGCAACGAUAAAAGAAUGAAGUUGAGAGAGAUAGGAGGGGGAGGGGAUUAUCUGCAGGGUGAUGAAUUCAAGAGAUUCGCUACUCAAAUGCGAGCGAAGCACACAGCCUACAAAGCCAAAAAGCAGGAACUGAAUGAACUGAAGACCGAGUGUGGCCUCCUGAUAAGGACCAAUGAAAUUCUAGAUAAACAAUCACGUGAUAUCAAUGAACAACUGACGACCUACGAGUCCUCGAAAGGGGUCAAAGGUUAUCACGAGACCCAGGACGCCCUUGAAAAGGUCAGCAGUCAAAAAGGUCAAAUUGACGACGAGAAGGGCAAAACUUUGCAGGACAUUUCUAUCAUGGUUCAGCAGUUGAAUAACCAAAUCGACAAAAAGAAGGCGACGCUAGCGCCGAUCAUCAAGGAACUGAGACCACUUAGGCAGAAGCUGCUGGAGUUGUGCCAGGAGCAUAAGGAGCUGAAGACGAGAUACGACACAAUGCAGACGGGCUACGGGUCUAAUUGGUCGAAUCUGGAGAAGGAAGUGACGUCACACAAAGAAGAUAUAAACAGCAACGAGUCGAAAAUACACUACCUGAAGUUGGUUACAAAAUCCAUGGAGGCCUUGCUGCAGAGAGCUGAAAUUGAGGCCACAAAAAACGGCGUCGCCGGUGGUAAUAGUAAUAGUGGUAGAUCUUUGAGGGAAAUAUUCAAUCGAAACAUAAUGGAACAAGAAAACUUGAACAAACAGCUGAAGGAGAAGCAAAAAAAUUUGAAAGAUAACCAGGAAUCUAAUGUCAAGCAGGCCAAAUCCUGGCGGGAUUUGGAAAAAUUAAUGCAAGCGAAACUGAAACUAAUGACGUCCUCUUCCUCCUCCGGUUCAGCGGAAAAACAUCCCAGCAAUAACGAAAUGGAAAGUGGAAAGCACCAGGGCAAGAGUAGCGACAGGCUUGUACUGUAG
This is a messenger RNA of Helobdella robusta, 1290 nucleotides long. RefSeq lists its product as hypothetical. Gene Ontology annotation, biological process: cilium assembly; intraciliary transport. The coding region runs from base 1 to 1290 and encodes 429 amino acids. Lineage: Eukaryota; Metazoa; Annelida; Clitellata; Rhynchobdellida; Glossiphoniidae. Gene Ontology annotation, molecular function: tubulin binding. Gene Ontology annotation, cellular component: cilium; centrosome; intraciliary transport particle B. The record is from RefSeq and is a predicted model, not a curated record. The transcript has 11 exons.